ACGAGGCUCGGACUUUUGCAUAUAUAAAUACACGUACGUGCGUACAAGAAUACACACACCCACACAAACAAACAAAAAUCUUGAAUUCUCGUGUUUUGAUUUCGCUCAUAAUGUCGUCCAAGCUUUUAACCUUCUUCUUCGUUCUAUCUCUUGUGGCGAUCCACCACAUCCUUGUCGUGACAUGCAGACAAUGGUGCAUGGCGAUGCCUAAUGCUUCAGAUGAGCAGUUACAAGCCAACAUUGACUACGCUUGCAGCAACGGCGUCGAUUGUACACAGAUCCAGCCCGGGGGAGUAUGCUAUGAACCAAACACUCUUUAUGACCACGCGUCGUAUGUGAUGAACGCUUAUUACCAGAGUCAUGGACGCAUUGAAGACUCUUGCAGGUUCAACCGCAGCAGUUGCUGGGUCUUUGUCGACCCAAGUUAUGGCUCAUGUGUGUACUACACUUGAAAAGCAAUAUUAACUGUUUUGAAAUUGCGUUAUUACUUGAUUGUUUUUUUUAAAAAAAUUGGGAUCCAAUAGUAUGCCAAAAAGGUUUUUGUUUAUGUGUUUUGCUAUCUAUUUUCUUGAAAGUUGGUUUUAUUAUAUAAAAUUUCCAUUUAAUUUGUGAACCAUUUUUAAACAAGAGAAAUGAAAUAUAACAACACGUAUAAACUAACUUUCCCAUGCAUUGAACAAACUAAUAUUUAGAAUUUAAAAUCUCUGGUUACAGAUUUAACCAAUCUACAAAUUUUUAGUAAUUUAUUAUUAAGAAAAUAAAUUCAUUAUGCAAUGUCCUUUAUGAAAACCGCGUGUCACCAUGUAAACAUGUAGUGAUGCCAUUUAAUUUUGGAAUUUGAAUUUCAUAAUGUAUGGUAAAGAAACUUUAAGAUAAAAUAAAAGGACGUUUGAGUUCCAGAAAUUGUAUCAUUUAAAUUAGGGAGAAUUGCCAAGUGUGACUCAAAAUUUGGAGUCAAACCCAAAACAAUACCCCA
Messenger RNA from Brassica napus (rape), 976 nucleotides. Its product is annotated as glucan endo-1,3-beta-D-glucosidase. The coding region runs from base 111 to 452 and encodes 113 amino acids. The record is from RefSeq and is a predicted model, not a curated record. Lineage: Eukaryota; Viridiplantae; Streptophyta; Magnoliopsida; Brassicales; Brassicaceae. The transcript has a single exon.